UCAGGCGCAGAGGGAAACUAACGGCGGAAUUUGCGUCGGAGCCGCGGCCGAUGGCUUCCAAGCAGCAGGCGGAGGGUCUGGCCGAGUACCUGAACUGCCCGAUCUGCCUGGAUCUGUUCGCCGAGCCGGUAAUCCUGGAAUGCGGCCACAACUUCUGCCAGGGAUGCAUCCGGCGCUACUGGGAGGACAGCGAGGCCAGCUCCUGCCCCGAGUGCAGGGAGGUUUUCCAGGAGAGGAGGCUACGCCUGAACCGGGCGCUGGGGAACUUGGCGGAGCGGGCUCGCAGCCUCUUCCAGCAGCAGGAGGAGCAGAGGCAGCUCCCCUUCUACUGUGGGCAGCACCGAGAGGAGCUGAAACUGUUCUGUGAGACAGAUAAGGAGCUGAUCUGUGUGAUGUGCCUGGACAGUAGAGAGGGUCAGAGUCACCGCUCCCACAACUUCAUGCUCAUCAGUGAAGCAGUGGAGAUGUACAAGGAAAAGCUAAAAUCCCUAUCCGACAUUCUCUGGGCCAAGUCCACGCUCCUGGAAGCUAAACUAGCGCAGAAGCACGUUUUAGAGGUUGGGGAUCAGACGAGCCAGCUGCAGGAAUUCAUCACGUCCGAGUUUGCGAAGAUGCACCAGAUCCUCAUGCGAACGGAGAAACGGUUGAUUUUGGAGCUGAAGGAGAACGUGGAGAUUAUCUCGGACAAGUUGGAGAGAAACCUGCUGGACAUCCAGCAGAACCUGAAUAACAUCCAGGAAAAGCUGUCGAGAUCGCAGACCCAGCUGGACCAGGAAGACACCAUCGCCUUCCUAAAGGAUCAAGCUGAACAACAGAUGAGCGAGGACUCAGGCCAGCUUCUCCUGGUCGCUGACCGCUUGCCAAUGGGAAUAUUCCGAGGACCUUUGCAGUAUACUGCCUGGAAGGAAAUGGCAGAGAGCAUCAGUCCAGUUCCAGCAUCAGUGACACUGAACCCUGAGACAGCUCACUCAUGGCUCCUCAUAUCAGAAGACCUGACCACUGUCAGAUACGCAAACAAACAGCAAGAGCUCCCUGACACCCCGGAGAGGUUCAACCCUUCACUCUGCGUGCUGGGCUCCCAAGGAUUCAUGUCAGGGAGACACUACUGGGAGGUGGUGGUGGGAGACAGCUCCGAGUGGGACCUGGGAGUGGUGAAGGAAUCCAUCAACAGGAAAGGGGACAUCACGGCCAUUCCGCAAGCUGGCUAUUGGAUCGUCUGGCUGAGGAACGGCAAUGAUUACAAGGCAGGCUCAGUGCCUCGCACCCCCCUCAAGCUCCACACCAGGCCCCGCAAAGUUGGGGUCUAUCUGGACUACGAGGGUGGCCAGGUUUCCUUCUACAAUGCAGACGACAUGUCCCACCUCCACACUUUCACUGACCUGUUCACUGAGAAACUUUAUCCCUUCUUCAGUCCCUGCUUGAGUGGGCAUGGGGAGAGCUCGGAGCCACUGAAAAUCUGCCAGUCCAGAUUUCAUUAG
Rhincodon typus (whale shark) is the source of this 1478-nucleotide messenger RNA. RefSeq names its product nuclear factor 7, brain-like. Gene Ontology annotation, molecular function: protein binding; zinc ion binding. Bases 51 to 1478 code for a protein of 475 amino acids. NCBI's taxonomy places the organism in Eukaryota, Metazoa, Chordata, Chondrichthyes, Orectolobiformes, Rhincodontidae. The transcript has 7 exons. The record is from RefSeq and is a predicted model, not a curated record.